Molecule: messenger RNA, 783 nt
Organism: Capsicum annuum
Lineage: Eukaryota; Viridiplantae; Streptophyta; Magnoliopsida; Solanales; Solanaceae
Exons: 1
Coding region: 1-783 (260 amino acids)
Source: RefSeq, a predicted model, not a curated record
AUGGCUUUACAACAAAAAGAUCAAGAUAUCGUUAAUGCUAUAAAACUUGUGGAUUUCUCAAAGAGACAAUUUCAAUUGAUGAGGGAAUGUAAAUGGAAUUCUUUGUUAGAAGAUGUCUCUUUAUUUUGUGAAAAGAAUGAUAUUGUGAUUCCUGAAAUGAAUGACAAAUAUGGUCUUGGAAAGUUGAAGCGCAAGAGCUCAAGUGUUACAUAUUCUCAUCAUUUGCGUGUGAAAGUUUUUUAUGGUGUUAUUGAUUUGCAACUUUCAGAUCUUAACAAUCGCUCUAGUGAAGUGAAUACUGAUCUACUUCUUGGAAUGGCUAGUUUGAGUCCUGUGAAUUAUUUUGAAAAUUAUGAUAAAGAUAAGAUCAUGAAGCUUGCUACAUAUUAUCCAAAUGAGUUCAGUGCCUCCAAGCUUGAAGAUCUUAGUUUUGAUCUUGAGAAUUAUAUCUACUAUGUAAGAGAAGUGGAUAAUGCUUUCUCAAAUUUGAAAGGACUUGGAGAUCUUUCGAUGAAAUUAGUUGAAACAAUUAUGCACAAUACAUGGGGACUUAUUUAUUUGCUUGUGAAAUUAAGCUUGAUAUUACCCAUGGCUACUGCAAUAGUGGAAAGAGCUUUUUCCUCCAUGAAGUUUAUCAAAACUGAUUUGCGAAGCAGAAUUGGUGAUGAUUUCUUGAAUGAUUGUUCAGUUUGUUAUAUAAAGGAUGAAGUAUUUGACAGUGUACAUAAUGAUGCGAUCGUUGAUCAUUUUCAAAACAUGACAACUCGUCGAAUGCAAUUGUAA